AUUACGUCAUUGAGUAUGUCGUCAUCCGAUAGACGUUGCACUCAAUGGCCACCAGAAUGCACUGUGACUUAAAAAACUCACUUCUAUUCUACAUUAUUUAAUUAUCUCAACUGUUGUAAUAAUUAAAACCAUUGCAAGGCAAUACGAUUGAUUUUAAACAAGUCAACGUGAAACUCAUACGGUCAGGCGGUGUCCAUUACUAGUUUAGUUAAACACGUAGGCCUAAUGAGGAACAAGUUUGUUCACAAAUGUAAAAUGAUUUGUUACCAUUAAGCUCAAAAGUUGCCACCUGUCGAGUAGCCGCGAUACAUUAUAGCAGUUCAUGUAGGCAUUGAUGAACAGUUAAAUACUUGUGCAAGUGGAACCGCAGACGCCAAUCAAAGCGUCAACCUAACCCAUAUCCCUGACAGACAGCGCCGAGAGCCAAUGGAUGGCCGCCCUGCUAUCCAGAGGCGGGCUUAGUAAAAUCCCGAGGAUAGAUCCGUGUUUGCUGCGAAGAAAGUGAUGUUUAGACUGACCGGGCAGGAUCAAGACACUUCUCAUGAACAAUUACACAUCGUGUCAUGCAGUCAUGGAAAUCAGAAGGUCUAAUGCUGAUGUGAAAUUAGCUAUCGACCCUAUAACCGUCGGGUUUUAAGCUCGCGGUGACCAGUCAAAAUCGCGAAUUGUGUAUCCUCGGAUAACCUCGGACAAAAACAUGUGCGUUUCUAAAUGGAUGGUCUGAUGAUGGAGGGACAGGUCACCGCGCGCGUGCAGCCGGUCAGGCUGAUGACGAUGAUGAUGUUCGUCUCCAUGGUGAUCGCUGAUUCACCUGCUGCAGACUGGCCAUUGGAUGCAUCAAACAUGCCAAAAAAAUCUUCAAUAGAAGUGUCGCAUAAUGCAUCUUCUGCCUUGUCUGGAUUUUCUCCAUCACCUAGUUCAGUUCCAUCUGAAGCCCCAGAUCCCCUUGCCACACCACCUUUACAUUCGUUGGCGUCUGAAAAAGCUUUUGGAUCUCCCUCCAGAGUUUCCUCCAGACAGCCUCGAGAAGUUAAGUCUCCAGUGCCUAUCUCUCAUACAGUGCCCUCCUCCUCCUGGAACGCUAUCAGUCCAGCUCGACAGUUCCCCUCACAGCCUACAGACAGUUUAUCAGUGCCUUCUGGAGAUUCUCCUUGGAGAAUUCCAGAUCAUUCUCCCAUUCCUUCCCCUGAGAUCCAGAAUGGAACGACGAGAGUCCGUGAAACUGAGAUGCCUUUUGGAGACGUGGUGGAACCAUCCCGCAGAGUUCAAGACCUUCAACCCAGCCACAACCCAGAAGUAAAACGUGAUCCAAAUUAUCAGCAGUUAGAGCCGAGUCAUGUUUUUGUAAACCAUCUUGUGACAUCAGCCUCUGUUGAGCCGACCAUGGGCCCACCUGAAGACUUCUUCCCAACCAACACCAUGGAUGUGGAUUAUGGCUCUGGAGAUUACCUGGAAACUAUGUCUUUCAUGGGAUCUGAAGACAAUGACUACUCCCUGGUUAGUAAUCUCCCAUCUGAUGUGUAUGAUUUCGAAUACUCAAACUCUGAGACCUAUGACACCACAUUUCCCACAAGAGUGGUGAUGUCAUUUUCCAGCAAGCAACUGAAUCCCACCUCUACGAGUGACACCAGUCAUUUAUCCAGCAAACAUGUCGAGAGUUACAAUUUUAAUAGUAAUUCAACCUCGAACAUUCCCACCACUGAUUUAAACCAACACCAAACAACAUUUCUCAGUUCGACAACCACAGUUCCCAUUUGGCCAACAUCUCCAGUUUUAACCACUAUACCCAGCAUUUCGGCUUCCGAGCCCAACCACACCAUUUCCCCAUCCCUUUCAACCAUCCAACCAACUAAAGUUCAUUCUUUAAUCAAUUUUUCAAAUCCUUCAGAUAUUUUAAACCAGAAUGAAUCUGUGAAUGAGAGUUUAGAGAUGGCACCUGACUGGCCAGGUACUGUCACCAUCCAACCCACAGAUGUUCUUUUGCCAGACAUGAACAGUUUGGAGUUCUACACUAUUCAGAUGACCAAGGAUAAUGGGACCUCGCCAGACCACACUACCAAACAUAUAACCUUUAGUGUUUCCUCUACACCUACAAUUGGCACUACACACAUUGUGCCCAAUAGUACGUACGCGCUUGACCCGAGUUACAUGCUAACUGCAGUGUUUGAUGACACGCUGCAAUCUGCAGACAACAGUUCAUGGAUUGAAGAAGAAUCUUCAACAGAUAUCUCAGGAUUUGAACCUUUUAACACUUCAACCCUGGAGCCCUCAGACGUUAAACCGAGCCUUACGAAUACUACAGUGUUUGACUUGGAGUCUUCAUUUGUACCAACACCUUCAAUAGACAUUUCAUCUUCAGUGGUUGGUCAAGACUCAACCAGUGGUCUGUAUACCACACCUACUAUAACUUACAAUACUUCCUUACUGGUGACCAACCAACCUCCUCCGACUGUGGAACCAGAUAGCAUGUCAUCGGUUAAUGAAACCCAAUGGAUUUUCACCUCAAUUCCAACCGAGACUCCCUUUCUAAGUACUGUAUUGAGCACCUCUGCAUACCCAACUGACUCAACUUUCAAUGUGACCUCACCUCCCCCUGUAAGCGAGAUGGCCGACGAAGAGUUUCUCAGCGAAAUGCCAUCUGACACUCCUGUCACUGUGGUUACUAACAGUGAUGACAUGAGUAACUUUACAGUCUCUCCCACAGUGUUACAUAAUGACAACACUGAGUCUUCAAUUGCAACAGUGACUACAAUAAAUGACUUGUCAGUUACAACACAAAGCACAACUCUUGAAACAACCACUGCCCGGAAGUAUCUCUGCAACAUCACCAAAUCAGACACAUACCUGAUUAGAGUCGGGUUUCCUCCAGGAUCCACUGCUGGAUAUGCCAAAGCCAAAAUCAGGGAGAUUCUGAAAGCGGAGUUUAAUCACUCAGUGGAGCUACAGGUAGUGAAAGCUCCUCCGGACUUUGUGUUUCGUGCCGUGUCCGGUGCUGUGGUUUAUACAGCCAUAUCAGUCAUUAACGCCCUGAGACCCUCUGCUCAAACCACCAGCUCUUUUAUCAGUGUGUCACCCAUCAGUCCUUUACCAGGUCGACAGUACCACGUACAUUCAGUGCUUGAGUUUGUACCCAGCCAUGUAGACAUCGGUAUGUGUAUGUUCAGUGAGCAUAUAGAGAAGGGUCUGAUCACUGCAUUGGCUGAAGUUCUCCGACGUGCGCAGAAGUCCACAAACUUCACUGUGCAUAUUUUAAACAUCACAAUGAGCCUCAUGAAAACGCAACAGCAGAAGGUUCCCGUGGAGAUCACCUUUGCUGUGCGUGACUUCCGUGGGUAUGUGCUUGGGGAAGAGGUCAGCGCUCGUCUUCGUGACCUCAGUGUGGUGGAAUACAGCUACUAUCUGGGCUACCCAGUAAAACAGAUCGCAGAGCCUUUUCACUACCCUGCACUGAAUACAACCCAACUGCUUCGUUCUUCUUGGGUUAGAACAGUAUUGCUGGGUGUUUUGGACCAGCGUGUGAAUGACAGGGUCUUCCAAGCUUCCGUGGAGAGAAAAUUGGCUCUGUUGCUAGGGGACGCACUCGGAACGGGGCGUCGCUUUAGAAGAGCAACUAGUGUUGGAAACAACAGUGUGCAGAUUGUGCAGACCACUCGUCUGGUAGGCCCAGACAAUCCCCUGGAGAUUAUUUACUUUGUGGAAGGAGCUAACGGAAAGAGGCUUCCUGCUACAACCACAGCCAACAUGCUCAACAGUCUGGACAUGCAGCAUGCAGCUAUCGUCAUGGGAUACCGCAUCCAGGAAAUAUUAGCACAGCCUGUGGAAAAACAGGCCUCCCAUCCCUCAGAUACCGACAAAACCAACACAUGGAUUAUCGUGGGGGUGGUGGUCCCCGCGGUGGUGGUGAUCAUUAUCAUAUCUAUCCUAUACUGGAAACUCUGCCGCACCGAUAAACUGGAAUUCCAGCCGGACACCAUGAGCACAGUCCAACAGAGGCAGAAGCUGCAGACUCCCAGCGUGAAGGGUUUUGACUUCGCCAAGCUGCACAUGGGACAGCACAGUAAAGACGAUCUCUUGGUCAUUCAAGAGCCGAUGCCUCUUCCUGUGCCCACCAAGGAGCAAAGCCCACCCGAGAGCGCAGAUUUUCCCACACCCAAGUCCAAGGGCUCCUCUAAAGCUUCACGCAAUGCCCAGCGCCGCAAGGGCCAAAUUUCUCCGUCAGAGGGUGACUCAGUGGGCAGUGAUCCAGGCAGUGAGAGAGCGUCUCAUGAGGACGGUACGAACCCUGCCGGGCUUCCCAGCGAUACCAAGCAAACGCGUAAAGCUGCUGUUAAUGGAUUAAACGGUCCUCCGCCAAUGAACAACAACAUGGAUGAACCUUUAUCCUCAGCCUCCAUCUUCGAGCAUGUUGACCGCAUGUCCCGUGCAACUGACGGCCCCAAACGUCCACCUAAUAAAAUUCAGCUCAUCGCCAUGCAGCCCAUGCCAGCCCUGCCCUUACCCAGUCUUACCGCCAAUGACAAAGCAGCAGAAAAUGCCAAGCUGAGCAAAGAGAUCCAAGUGGCUUUGAGGCACAAGUCUGAAAUCGAGCACCAUCGUAACAAGAUCCGACUUCGAGCCAAAAGGAAGGGCCAUUAUGACUUCCCCGCUAUGGAUGAUCUCAUCGAUGGGCUCGGUGAUUCCAAAGACCAAGACCGAAUCUACCAAAAGGCCCAAAUGCAGAUCGAAAAGAUUCUGGAUCCAGACAUUCACAUGCCUUCUCUCUACACGGAGCCCAAGAAAAGCAACAGUCGCAAGCGUUCUCCUAAACAGAAGAAACAGUUAAACGGUGAUGUGACAGAUGCUGACAGGGACAAACUCAUAACAGACAGCGAUGGGACAUACAGAAAAUAUCCGGGAGUCAAUAACAUAGCAUAUGUGUCUGACCCAGAUCAGGGCCCUGACCCGCAUAGCCCAUCCCCGACGGAUGACGUUUUCCACAGCCCUAUUUCUCCCCCUCCUGGCCAUCCUCCUCCCCCUCCUCCCUACCUAUCUCCUCAGCCAUCUAUAGAAGAAGCCCGUCAGCAAAUGCACUCUCUACUGGAUGACGCCUUCGCCCUUGUGUCUCCUACAUCUCAGGGAAGCACCGCUGGGAUCACCCUGCCAGGGGUCGGACUCAACCCCACAGCCCCGCCCCCUACCAGCCCACCUUCUCGUGGUCCACGGCCCUGGGGCCCGGGAUACCCUUCCUUCAAUCCCUACACAGGGAAAUAUGCUGAAUUGGGUCUGCCUCCUUCAACAGUACAGGGUUUACUACAUAGGCAAGGUUUGGGUUCUGGCUACAUUCCACCAUGUGAUGCUCUACCUGUCGAACAGCUCCAGUCAGAGUCGCUGUACUCUGGUCGAGUGGGCCACAUAGAUGAGCCCCCCUCCUCUGCCAGGCCACGGCCUGUAGGUGGCACUGCAGGUGGUCAGAUGCAUCAUUUAACUCAUGCUGGUCUGGCAGGUCGUGUAAAUGACAGCCGGCAGCCUGGUGGGCUAAACUGGGGUCUGUAUCAUGAGGACGACAACAAAUUUGCUAACAACAGAGACCCUGUUCUUGGCUCUCUUGACUACACCUCCAUCUCUAUGUUCCAGACCUCCAGGAAUGGACUUAAGGAGCCGUCUGCCGCCUCCACCCAUCUGGACUCUCUCGGCCUGGGCUACAGUCCCUCGGCACCUCCUGAGGAGCCUUCUCCUCCCAACCACUCAUCCGCCUCGCUCAUCAAAGCCAUCCGAGAGGAGCUGAUGCGCCUCUCGCAAAAACAGGCGGCGGUACCCAGCUACCACAGCUGAGACCUGCCCAGUCAGCUCCAUCGGGCUCUCCUCCCAAAAACUGCACUAGACUGCACUGUACUUCCCAUGGAAGUGACUUUUUUGAGACGACUUGUACGUCCUGUAGCUGCUGCUGCCACCCUGUGGCGGAGAGCGUUGGGACAGGAAGAGUAGACAUGUAGCCCUUUAAGGUUGAUUUAUACUUCCAAACUCCAACAUGUACAAAACGUUGCUGUCGGACUAAAACCUUGUAUCAUUUUCAAAAUGUAUAAAUAUGUGUAUUUUUUUACAGGUCGUUUUUGCGAAAUAUUUAACCACCGAAAUGUAUUGAAAAUGCUUGUUAUCUUAGACAACACAUUGUUAAAUUAAAGAAAGAAAAUUGCAGUUUUGGAGAUACAACCUUUCAGUCUGACAGCGAUGAUUAAAUUGUGACAUAUGUAGCUUAUCAUGGAAAAGUUGGCAGUUUUUCUAGAGUAUUCUGGUCAAUGCAAAGCUUUUACAUUUAUGCAUUUGGCAGACGCCUUUAUCCAAAGCGACAUACAUUGCUUUAUCCUACACAUUUUACAUAGGUAUUUGCAAUCCCCUGGGAUUGAACCCACAACCUUGCGUUGUUAACGCAAUGCUCUCACCACUGAGCUACAGGAAAGUUUUAAUGCAAACAGCCUACCGCACAGGUUCGGCGCAGAAGUAUAGCAGCUGUAUUGCUGUAUUUUUCCAAAAGUUAAGUUCAUGUUCAGUCUUGAGACUGAGAAAUAACUAGUUUUUACCAUAUUUGCAGUGACAUCACAACCCAUAAACUUCUGGAGCAACUGCUAUGUUGCCAACUCGGACCAGGGUUCUCUUUCAAUAAUGUUUUGUUAGAAACGCGUGUGUGCGUUUUAUUUUUACGUUGUGUGGUUUCUUUGCUGUGUACACUGCCUUUUGAAUAAUUUUAUACCUUGCACUGGCUCCUGUAGAUUCUCACUGAAAAACAACUCUUUGAUACCUUAAAUUGAUCUGUUUAUGUUUAGUGUUUUCUCUGUGUCUAAUAAUAUUUUGUCUAUAUACAGAACACAUUAUUUUAUUUCAAUUUACUGGCCAUGAACCACAUAAUGCCUUCAUGAUAAAAUAUUGGAUCUUAUACAGUAUUCUCUUAAUUAUACUAAAGACCACUUCCGGUCCAGAAGCACUUCCGGAUUCCUUUUUUUCAUUUAUUUAAAUAUUGCAAAUAUAAUUACACCUUAAAUAUUUGUUUAACAUUUAAAGUCUGUUAUAAAUGUUCAGUUUGUUGUAUUUUGUAUAAAUGAUGCGUUGUCAAAAAACUGAAACAGGAAGUUCUUGUGGACCAGCAUUGGACCAGCAUCAUUUACGUCUUCCGAAGUGGUCUAUAGGGUCCAGUAAUAGUAUUUGAAGUACUGACAUCAUUCCCCUGGGCAUAUGCCUUUAUUUGUUUUAGUUUCAACAAAGCACUCUUGACAGAGUAACGGAAUGUUCUUGAGUCAGUACACCUCGACUUGUCCCUUAGUUUGUAAAAGCAAAAAUCAAAACGCAAAUGUUACAUAAUAGAAGUCUAUGGAGCAAGGCAAACAUUGUUUUAAAUGAUUUUUUGAACUUCACUCAUGUGUAAACAAAACACAUGUGCAGAUAGCAGACUCGUUUAUCCAAAGUGACUCACUUAAAGGGAUAGUUCACCCAAAAAUGAAAACGUUAUCCUCAAAUAGUUUCAAACCUGUAUAAAUGUCUUUGUUUGGUAUUACACAAAUAAAGAUUUGAAACAAUUGUUAGAUUUGAGAUUUUGGGGACACCAUAAUAGAAGAAAAAAUGCUUUGUUUUUUUGUUCUGUUAAACAAAUAAGAUAUUUUGAAGAAUUUGGGAAAACAAAUGGCUAACAUUCUUCUUAAUAUCAACAAAACAAAGAAAUGUAUACAGGUUUGAAACUACUUGAGGUUUAAUAAUGCAUGACAGAAUUUUUUAUUUUGGGUGAAGUAUCCCUUUAAGGAUAAAGGUAAAGGAUGUGACAUAACAAUCUGACUGAAAGGAUCAGCAGACACAAAUCUACUUGUACAAUAAUUCAUUUUAAGAGCUUUAAGAAACGUAUUGGCUUCAUAUUUGUUUACAAAGUGAGGGAUGGGUCAGAAUUAUUGUCUGUGAUAAUCUCGGCAUGUCUCCUUUAAAUUCUGUCCAUUUGUUCAUGAACAAAUCAAAAGAAUUACACUCACGGUUUACACUCCUACGUACUUUCAGUAUUACUACUGUUUACUUGGUAUUUGAAGACAAUAUUUCAUUGCAGAUGAAUGAAGUUUAUAACUGUAUUGUUUAAUGAGAACAAUUUUGAAUUGUUUAAGGUCGAAGUAUGGACUUAGGUUAGGGCUAUGUGUUUGAAAGGUUUUAGUUUAUUGUCACCUUUUCACAACUGCCAUGAAGUGCUCAUUGUUCACUGGCAAUAACAUUUAUCAAUGCAUUUACAGUAUUACUGGAUAUUGUAUCGCUGGUUAAACUGCUGUUGAUCAACUCUUCAUACACUACAGUAUGUUCUUCUACAUCAUGCUCAUAUAGAGCUUUGGUGUAUUGAAGAGCAUUAAACACGUGGUCACUGUAACUAGUAUUAGAUUCACUCUGUGAAAGUUCAAAACACUGAUUUCUCAGUUAUCUGUACAAUAGUUCAUGCUGGGCUUGUAUUCUUGCUUUUGUGCUGAAACUCAUUAUGUUGAUGAAAACAGGUUGCCCGUUACAUUGUUUUUCUGCUUUAAGUUUACGUCUGGUUGGACUUUCUUGACCUGUAGUUAAAAUUCUACUGAAUCUUUAUUUAAGUGACAAAUAAAAAGAAUUAGCUUACAGUAUA
Messenger RNA from Triplophysa dalaica, 8611 nucleotides. RefSeq names its product UPF0606 protein KIAA1549. Bases 712 to 5811 code for a protein of 1699 amino acids. NCBI's taxonomy places the organism in Eukaryota, Metazoa, Chordata, Actinopteri, Cypriniformes, Nemacheilidae. The record is from RefSeq and is a predicted model, not a curated record. The transcript has 21 exons.